UGGAUCUACAUGCUAGCUAUAGAAGGGCUCUGAUGAGUUCUGAAUGGUUAAUUUCAAGACCAGGGGAAUCAAGGACUCUCAAAAUCAUGGUGGGUUGAAUUGUUCCUGUAUUUUUUUCAUCUUUUUAUCUCAAAUGAUUAUGCAAGGAAGCCAACUGUCAAGUAACUUAGAUCAACCACCAACCUAAGGCUGAUCAAAUAACUAUGCCUUAUUUUCAACAAAACUACCUUUAGGGGUGUCUUUGGAGCAUGUUCAAGCAGGUAUAUUCAAGAAAGGACCAAGGAAUGUGGAUCCAUCACUGAUCGGUGAAUAGCGGGAUAAAUCAGAAGAAGCACAUCCUACCCCCGCAAGCACCCCCUUAUCCCUCGAUCAUUUCAGCAGAGCGCUUGCAAAUCGGUUUCUAAGUACGCCCUGGGAGCCUGGGGGGCACCUUCCUCUUUGCUCUGCCUCGGAGUGCAUGAGUGAGUGUGUGUGAGUGUGUGUGUGGUGUGCGUGUGUAUGUGUGCUUCUUGCUUUCGCCCUCUUUCUCCCUCUCAGCCUAUGCUUGUGUGUGAGAGAGGAGAGAGAGAGAGGAGAGAGAGGAGAGAGAGAGAGAGAGAGAGAGAGAGAGAGAGAGAGAGAGAGAGAGAGAGAGAGAGAGAGAGAGAGAGAGAGAGAGAGAGAGAGAGAGAGAGAGAGAGAGAGAGAGCAAGAAGAGCGAGCUGUGAGCUCGGCUGCUGCUGCCGCUGCUGCCCUUUGAUCCCUGCAUUAGUGUUAGGGGCUUGGAGACACACAGAGAGCGGCCAUAGACACCGCCGCACCAGGGCUCAUUAUCUACCCCACACAUAACACACACAAGCAUAGGACCCACACAUACACACACACAGACACACUAAGCAGAUCCAUUGAAGAAUAUAUACGAUCGGGGACAAGCCAGGUGCACGACCAAAAAGAAAAAAAAAAGGAGGAGGGGGGGAGAGGUUGGAAGGAAAAAAAAAGAAAGAAAAGAAGAAAACCCCUCUUCUGGCUUCAGGAGACCAGCUUCAACCCACUGCCCAGAGCUGCGAGAAGGGAUUCCCCCUGCUCUGCUCUCUCCCGACUCCCCGCCUGCCUCGCCUGCCGCUGCCCGGGUCUGCCUCCGUGCCCCCACGGGGGUUUUAUUUGAUCUCCCAUUACCCAAGGAGGAGAAUGUGAGAAAAGGGGGAAAAUGCCCAGGAGGAAGCAGGAGCAGCCCAAGCGCCUUCCCUCACAUGGUAGUAGACAGGAAGAUGCCGAAGGCGAACUUAGUGAGGAAGAACAUUGGUUUGGAAACUCUUCAGAGACCCCAUCAGAAGCAUCCUAUGGAGAAGUCCAGGAGAACUAUAAGUUGUCUCUUGAGGACAGAAUCCAAGAGCAAUCAACUUCCCCAGACACUUCCUUGGGAAGUGCGACCCCCAGUAGCAAUACCUUGGAGCUGAUAGCUCUGGAAAAUGAGGCUCUCCGAGACCCAUUACAGUGUCAAGAUCAUCUUUCUCCUGGCGUGUCUUCUUUGUGUGAUGAUGACCCCCCUGGUUCCAACAAGCCACUGAGCAGCAAUCUGAGGAGGCUGUUGGAGGCUGGUUCUCUCAAGCUCGAUGCCACAGUCACCGCCAAUGGCCGGGUGGAAUCUCCAGUCAACCUUGGCUCAAAUCUCUCCUUUUCUCCACCAUCUCAUCAUGCUCAGCAGCUAAGUGUUCUUGCCAGGAAGCUGGCUGAGAAGCAAGAACAGAACGACCAAUAUAUUGCUGGUAACCGCUUUAUAUGGAAUCAAGGCAAAUGGCUGCCAAACUCAACCACCACCUGUGGCUUGUCCCCUGAUUCGGCCAUUCUCAAGUUGAAAGCAGCCGCCAAUGCUGUUCUUCAGGACAAAUCUCUCACACGGACCGAGGAGACGAUGCGCUUUGAAUCCUUUCCCUCACCAUUCAGCUCCCAGUCCGCUAGUUCUACUUUGGCAGCUUUAUCCAAGAAAGUGAGUGAGAGAAGUUUGACCCCCGGGCAGGAGCACCCUCCUCCUGCCAGCUCUUUUCUCUCUCUGGCUUCUAUGACUUCCUCAGCAGCUCUUCUGAAAGAGGUCGCUGCAAGAGCUGCUGGGAGUCUUCUGGCCGAGAAGUCUUCCCUGGUGCCUGAAGAUCCUUCACCACCUCAGCCUUUGGAGAAGAAACAAGAAAAAGGAACCCCACCCCAGUCCUUGGAGUUAUUGUUGCUCCCUGUACCCAAAGGAAGGGUUUCCAAACCCACCAAUCCAGCCCCAGAAGAAGAAGGAGGAAAACCUUUCCAGUGUCCCAUAUGUGGUUUGGUCAUAAAGCGGAAGAGUUACUGGAAACGGCACAUGGUGAUUCACACCGGGUUAAAAAGUCACCAGUGCCCUCUCUGUCCAUUCCGGUGUGCCCGCAAGGACAAUCUCAAAUCUCAUAUGAAGGUUCAUCAACACCAGGACCGAGGCGAGACCUUCCAGUGCCAGCUCUGUCCUUUUACCUCCUCCCGUCACUUUAGCCUGAAGCUCCACAUGAGAUGCCAUCAGCACUUCCUGAGGACAGAAGCCAAGGUGAAGGAGGAGAUCCCAGAAAUGGAUGUCAAGGGGUCCCCACAGCUCAGUGAAAGUGCUUGUCUGGGACAGCAAAGAGAAGGAGUGGGGACCGAGUUAGUGGGGACUCCAGUCAUGUCUAGAACUCCAGAAAGGACUAGCCAGAGCAGUGCUGGGAUUCCACCUUUGUUGGUCAAGGAAGAACCCAAGGAAGAUAAUGGCUUGUCCCCUUCUUUUACCCUGAAUGUGGCCGAGAGACCCGUGAACAACACAAAAUUGAAAGACACCUCAGACUACGUAGCCAACACUGCAUCAGCUUUGUUCAGCCAAGACAUCUCUGUGAAGAUGGCGUCGGACUUUCUCAUGAAGCUGUCAGCGGCAAAUCAGAAGGAGCCCAUGACUCUUACGUUUAAAGUGAAAGAGGAGCCGAAGGAUGAGGAAGCUAUAAACUCGACCUUGUCUCAGUCCAGCUACAUAUUCAGGCCAGGAUCUGAAGGGUCAGCCCCCAGCCUCCCUGAAGACACGAUGAAGCCACAGGAAGGGCAGAUGAAUACGCUAAGGAGGGAUAUGUCUGUCAAAGCAGCAUCUGAGCUUCUUAUGAAGCUAUCAGCUGAAAGCUACAAGGAAACGCAGACAGUGAAGAUCAAGGAGGAACCCAUGGAAGUGGACAUCCAUGACUCCCCAGUCUCCAUUUCACCCAGCCGGAAUGUCGGCUAUAGCACUUUAUUAGGGCGGGAGAAAACGGAACCCUUGCAAAAGAUGCCAGAGGGCAGAAUGGGCCCUGAAAGAAGCCUCUUCAGUCAGGAUAUCUCUGUGAAGAUGGCUUCAGAGCUCCUCUUCCAACUGUCAGAAAAGGUGAGCAAAGAGCACAAUCAUACUAAGGAGAACACCAUCCGGACCACCACCAGCCCUUUCUUUUCGGAAGAUUCAUUUAGACAAUCACCAUUCACCUCCAAUUCAAAAGAUCUGCUGCCCAGCGAGUCUGUGCUCCACUCGGGAACAUCAGUCCCAGAAACAGAAAAGAUAGGGCUUGAGGCAGGAAACGGAUUGCCAUCUUGGAAAUUCAAUGACCAGCUUUUUCCCUGCGACGUGUGUGGGAAAGUAUUUGGCCGACAGCAGACGUUGUCCCGACAUCUCUCGCUGCACACAGAGGAGAGAAAAUUCAAAUGCCACUUGUGCCCCUAUGCGGCUAAGUGCCGCGCAAACCUGAACCAGCACCUGACUGUCCACGCCGUGAAGCUGGUGAGCACCGACACCGAGGACAUUGUGAGCGCCGUCACCUCAGAAGGCAGCGAUGGAAAGAAGCACCCUUACUAUUACAGCUGUCAUGUGUGUGGAUUUGAGACGGAGCUCAAUGUCCAAUUUGUCAGUCACAUGUCCCUCCAUGUGGACAAGGAGCAGUGGAUGUUUUCAAUCUGCUGCACCUCCUGUGAUUUUGUCACCAUGGAAGAAGCUGAUAUUAAGGCUCACAUCAGCGCCAAGCACACAGGGGAAGAGAGGAAGACUCCCAGUGAAUCCACCAGUCCUUCUUCAUCUUCUCUGUCAGCCCUCAGUGAUUCAGCUAACAGCAAAGAUGACACGGACGUCACCCAGAAAACCAAGGGAGGGAACAACCUGCUGGUCAUUUCUGUAGUGCCUGGGAGCCAGCCCUUACUGAACACAGAAGAAAAGUCAGAGAAAGGGUUCGAAUGUGUUUUCUGCAACUUCGUCUGCAAGACGAAGAACAUGUUUGAACGCCACCUGCAGAUCCACCUGAUCACACGGAUGUUUGAGUGUGACGUGUGCCACAAGUUCAUGAAGACUCCCGAGCAGCUGCUGGAGCACAAGAAAUGCCACACUGUCCCCACUGGUGGGCUCAAGUGCCCGUUCUGCAUUUACUCCACCAACCGCCCCGCAGCCAUGGAGUGCCACCUGAAGACCCACUACAAGAUGGAGUACAAGUGCCGGAUCUGCCAGAUGGUCAAGGCCAACCAGCUGGAGCUGGAGAUGCACAUUCGGGAGCAUCGCCUUGGCAACCACUACAAGUGCGACCAGUGUGGCUACCUGUCCAAGACAGCCAACAAGCUCAUUGAGCAUGUGCGUGUCCACACCGGCGAGCGGCCCUUCCACUGUGACCAGUGCAGCUACAGCUGCAAGCGCAAAGACAAUCUCAACCUGCACAAGAAGCUGAAACACGCCCCGCGCCAGACCUUCAGCUGCGACGAGUGCCUGUUCAAGACCACCCACCCCUUUGUCUUCAGCCGCCACGUGAAGAAACACCAGAGUGGGGGGGACUGCGGGGAAGAGGAAAAGAAGGGCCAGAGUCCAGCCCCUAAGGAAACUGCUCCGGGGGGCCCCCUCCUCGUGGUGGGGAGGUCCCGGAACCUUUUGUCACCCCUCUCGAUCAUGUCCGCCUCCCAGGCCUUGCAGACAGUGGCACUGUCCGCUGCCCACGGCAGCAGCUCAGAACCCAACCUGGCGUUCAAGGCCUUGGCCGUCAAUGGCUCUUCUUUGCGCUUUGAUAAGUAUCGGAACUCAGAUUUUGCCCAUCUUAUUCCCUUGACGAUGCUUUACCCCAAGAACCACUCGGAUCUUACAUUCCACCCUCCCCGACCUCAGACUGCACCUCCUAGCAUCACCUCACCCAAACACUCCUUCCUUGCCUAUCUUGGAUUAACAGAAAGGGCAGAGACUGUCUGAGGGCAGCCUUGUUUCUGUACCAAAAACCAACACACACACACACACACACACACACACACACACACACACACACAUGCACACACACACAAACACGUGAAACACAACUCCAGCAGGUCUAUGUUGCUGCAAAACCCAGAGACAGAUGAGGGUCUGCACCAUGUGUACUGUAUAGCAUUCACGAGGUUUAGAGAAGUGGCUCUCGGAGUGACACGAAAGCUGCUUGAUUCAGCCUUCAGAGAGGUGACCUGUUGCAUUCUUCUACCGUCAGAGGCAUGUCUUCCCCCUCCCAGCACCCCGGUUCCCCCACCCCAUGCUUUUAUCUUGAAGAAAAUUUGCCUCGUUAGUUCAAGCCUAACGAGAGUGUCCUCAAUGGCAAUCAGCACUUGUAAGGUGACAUACUGGUGCAUUUUGGUUUUGUUUGGGUGCGUUGGCUGCGUGAGUGAGUAGGAGUGCUUGUUGGCAAAGAGAGAAUGUGUUGGCUCAUGGGCCAUACCAUUUCUGUUGCCCAUUCUUUGUCCUGGCUUAUUUCCUAAGGAGGAGCUCCUUUCCUCUGCAGGGUGGUACAUUGCCCUCAUCUCUUUCCCUGGGCACUUCGACACCUUCCCCUCUGUGGUUCUAAGCAACAGGAUUGGAGGGCCCAGGGCUCCAGUUGACAAAGGGAUGACCAACUUCUUCAGGAUUGCCUGAGAUUUCUAACAAAACAUGAGUCUUAUCCUCUGAGCUUCACCAGUGGUGAAGGUGAGGGGAUGGGACGAUCCAUCUGGAAGAAAUAACUCAAUACUGCAGCUGAUGCUACCCAAUGUACCGCACAUGGGUGUGUGCACACACACACCCAAAUCAUGCCCACACGUGUAUACAAUCUGUACAGCAAGGGCUCCAGAGAGUAUGCCUUUUGAAAGGGCCGAUCAGCUACAUCCCAUAUUAAUGCAACAGUUAUCUUUUUGUUUGCAGGAAUCAUUGCUCUGAGUGAACAAUUGGACAUUGGUUAUAACCAGUCAAGGGGAAAUAAAAGGGGGAGGGGGUUGGAUAAAUUCUGGGUAUAAAUGCUCAGACUAAAAAUUAAAAUGGCAGGUUUGCACAGUGCUUUUAGCCUUGCACUAGUUUGUGUCUCUCAUCUGGAAAACAAAAGGAAAAGAAAGCAAAAGAAAGGGGACAAACAGACCUUUUCUCUGGAACCGAGAGACUGUAUGGUAGCAAAGUUAACUACAACUUCUUUAAAACAUAAAGACACAAUAAAAGGUGCUGUUUGAACAUACUGGUCAGUUCCAUGCCCCUCCCCACUCACUCCUACCCCUGGCCAAAAAAAACAACCAACAACAAAAACCAGUCUCAGUCGUAUUUUCAGAUCUCCUGGCUGUAUCUAUAUUCUCCUCCAUGUUAUCAGUAAAAAACUGUAUUCCAUUUCGUUAACGCCUGGUAGGACAUACCCUGCUAGGAGGCCGACUUUUAGACUUAUUUAAAGCUCUUAUUUUGUGGUCAUUAAAAUGACAACUUAUACGCAGCACUUUAUUGUAGCAAGAAGCAGAUGUGGACUGGUUGCGGAACCCUUUGUUGAUCUGGGAAGGCAAUGGGUGAUUUUAAAUGAAAAAAUCUUUGGCUGAGUAUUUUAAUUGCUUUUGUAUUUUUAAGACAACAGGAUUUCCAGUGUGAAACAGGCCGAAAGAGCAGGAAAGAAAUGUGCUUUGUAUAGUAACGGGAAUUCUAGAAUAUGAAUUUUUUUAUAUAGAUAUUAUUUAUCUCUUGAGAGGAGCUGGUGUACAGGAGGGAUGCUUUUUUAUUGUAUUACUGUUUUCUCACAGUGUGCUAGCCUAGAUUUGGGACUCGUUUGGUUUGGUUUGGUUUUCUUGUUUGGUUUGUUUUUCAUGUUUCACCAGGAAAAAUAAAGUAGCUCUAAUUUUUCUUCCUCCAGGCUUUACUGAAUGCCACCCUUGAACAUGGUACAGUUAUCCAGGAAGCCAGACGACUGUACUGUGUGACCCUCGCUGUAGGCUGCCCUUCCCCAAUCUCUUACCCUUCCCUACCCCCUAGCAGGCAUGUUCCAGUCCCCUAGGGGUAAAGCCUGUUCUGUGCACUAAAUGAGCCUGUUUACAUGAAGGAGGGCAAGAGGGAGGGCUUCAAAAGGUUAGGAUGACGAGGCUCCUGUCUGCUCUUCCCUCCUUCCCCCAGCCAUCAUCCCUCCUACUUCUCUUCUUAGCAAGUGGCCUUUUGAGGCCAACAAUCUGCCCCUCAGUCCAAGAUGCAGUGCAUACACUCCAAGAAAUCCUGGGGCAGCUGGGGCAGGGAAUGGGUGGGAGAUGGAGGGGUGGGUGGGAGGGAGGUGGAGGAAGCCUUAUUUUUAAGAAGCAAUUCUUUGAUUCCCCAUGUAAUGGAGGAGAACUUGCCACUGGGCAAUAAUCUGCUUUCAAAGUGACCCCGUUCAGUGGCAAAGGCGAACGAGAGAGGACCGGGCCAUGCCCGGGUCCUUUCGACAGAGGCAGAUCACACUACCACAGGCCGGGAUGCCCCGCAAAGGGGAGACCUGGCUGGCUAGGAUCAUUAGGAGUGGGCCUGACUGUACCCCAGCCGUGCAAUAGGAAGUCAGGCCGAGAGGCAGAGCUGUGUAGUAGAGCUCUUAGGGGAAAGAGACAACCUUAACACUCAAAUGCCAUGCAUUUCUCUGUUUGCCACGGAACCCGUAUUUUUAAAUGGCUUAGUCAUGCUUAAUGUAAUUGGGCAACUUUGUUUAGCACUUUGGAAAGAUUCCCCCCUCCCCUUUCUGAUAAAUUAUAAAAGUUUUCUGAGUGAGAAAAAAAAAAAGGUGUGUUUGGAGUUUGUUUGGUUUUUUAUAUUAUUAUUAUUAUUGUUAUUAAUAAAGGAGAGUAUUUACAGAAACUUUCAGGAUUCGCCUAAAUGAGCCGUCCCAUGAAUUGGUUUGCAUUUUGAAGCUCAGGGAAGGCUGUGUCUCCACGGAGAAUCCUUUCCCUAUUUAAAACACACACACACACACACACACACACACAUGCACACACACACACAAAAAAAAAAACACUAACUUUUUGGGAGGAAUCCAACCACCAACUAAUGUCAUCCCUGUUUUCACUAUGCAUUCUUUGAUGAAGGCUAACUUAUUUUUCCAUAUGGUAAUGCAGUUAAAGUUCUCAGCACUUUCUUUCUUCCUUCGGUCCUUUUUUAACUUGUAUUACGUUCAGAAGAUCACGCUGUCGAGGUUUGUGUAUAUUACUGAAAAUUUGUAUUGUAUAAAGCUUUUUGCAUUCUAAGGCUGUACAGGGUCAUUUUGACAGUAACUGGUAUAUUCCUACGUUGCAUCUUAUGUUGCAUUGCCAAUUUAUAGUGUAUCCAGUUUGGAAGUACAAUAUACUCUAAUUAAAAAAAAAAAAGGUUGGCUAUA
This is a messenger RNA of Monodelphis domestica (gray short-tailed opossum), 8588 nucleotides long. It is a transcript of the gene ZNF827, whose product is annotated as zinc finger protein 827. Gene Ontology annotation, biological process: positive regulation of transcription by RNA polymerase II. The record is from RefSeq and is a predicted model, not a curated record. Gene Ontology annotation, cellular component: nucleus. NCBI's taxonomy places the organism in Eukaryota, Metazoa, Chordata, Mammalia, Didelphimorphia, Didelphidae.